Messenger RNA from Arvicanthis niloticus (Nile rat), 3390 nucleotides. It is a transcript of the gene Cdc40, whose product is annotated as cell division cycle 40. Gene Ontology annotation, biological process: mRNA splicing, via spliceosome. NCBI's taxonomy places the organism in Eukaryota, Metazoa, Chordata, Mammalia, Rodentia, Muridae. Gene Ontology annotation, cellular component: catalytic step 2 spliceosome. The record is from RefSeq and is a predicted model, not a curated record. Gene Ontology annotation, molecular function: mRNA binding; protein binding.
GGAGGUAAAUAACGUGUUCCAUGACAAUCUGUCAGGACCUGGGAGACGCUUCUUCUUCCGCCCUGGCCUGGCCAUAGCAGAGAGUAUCUGUUGCAGUCAUGUCGGCUGCGAUUGCAGCUCUAGCUGCUUCUUAUGGCUCGGGUUCGGGGUCCGAAUCGGACUCGGACAGUGAGGGCAGUCGGUGUCCGCUGCCAGCCGCGGACUCUCUCAUGCACUUAACCAAAUCGCCUUCAGCCAAGUCCUCUCUGACCGUGGCGGUGGACUCGGCUCCGGAGGUGGCAGUUAAGGAAGAUCUGGAGACUGGAGUUCACCUCGACCCUGCUGUCAGAGAAGUUCAGUACAAUCCCACCUAUGAGACCAUGUUUGCUCCUGAGUUUGGACCAGAAAAUCCCUUUCGAACACAGCAAAUGGCUGCCCCUAGAAAUAUGCUUUCGGGGUACGCAGAGCCGGCGCACAUCAACGACUUCAUGUUUGAACAGCAGAGAAGGACAUUUGCCACAUACGGCUACGCACUGGACCCUUCGUUAGAUAAUCACCAAGUGUCUGCUAAAUACAUUGGCUCUGUGGAAGAGGCUGAGAAGAAUCAAGGCUUAACUGUAUUUGAAACCGGUCAGAAGAAAACAGAAAAGAGGAAAAAGUUCAAAGAAAACGAUGCAUCUAAUAUUGAUGGUUUCUUGGGACCGUGGGCAAAAUAUGUGGAUGAAAAAGAUGUGGCCAAGCCUUCAGAAGAAGAACAAAAGGAAUUGGAUGAAAUCACAGCAAAGAGGCAGAAAAAAGGCAAACAGGAAGAAGAGAAACCUGGGGAGGAGAAGACAAUCUUACAUGUUAAAGAAAUGUAUGACUAUCAAGGCAGGUCCUACCUUCACAUACCUCAGGAUGUUGGCGUUAACCUGCGGUCGUCUGUGCCACCUGAAAAAUGUUACCUUCCCAAAAAACAAAUUCAUGUGUGGUCUGGACACACAAAGGGUGUCAGUGCCGUCAGGCUCUUUCCUCUCUCCGGACAUUUGCUGUUGUCUUGCUCCAUGGACUGUAAAAUUAAGCUAUGGGAAGUUUAUGGAGACCGGCGCUGUCUGAGAACAUUUAUUGGUCACAGUAAAGCCGUGAGAGACAUUUGCUUCAACACUGCGGGGACACAGUUCCUCAGUGCGGCCUACGACAGGUACCUGAAACUCUGGGACACCGAGACAGGACAGUGUAUAUCAAGAUUUACAAACCGCAAAGUACCCUACUGUGUCAAGUUCAAUCCCGAUGAAGAUAAGCAAAAUCUCUUUGUGGCAGGAAUGUCUGAUAAAAAGAUCGUCCAGUGGGACAUUCGCAGUGGAGAGAUUGUUCAGGAGUACGACCGGCAUCUGGGGGCUGUCAACACGAUUGUCUUUGUUGAUGAAAACCGGAGAUUUGUGAGCACAUCUGAUGAUAAAAGCCUGCGAGUGUGGGAAUGGGACAUCCCUGUGGACUUCAAGUACAUAGCAGAGCCCAGCAUGCACUCCAUGCCCGCAGUGACCUUGUCUCCAAACGGAAAAUGGCUAGCAUGCCAGUCGAUGGAUAACCAAAUCUUAAUUUUUGGAGCACAGAACAGAUUCAGAUUAAAUAAGAAGAAAAUUUUUAAGGGCCACAUGGUAGCAGGCUAUGCUUGUCAGGUAGACUUCUCACCAGACAUGAGCUAUGUGAUUUCAGGAGAUGGAAAUGGGAAAUUAAACAUUUGGGACUGGAAGACCACAAAACUCUACAGUCGCUUUAAAGCCCAUGAUAAAGUGUGCAUAGGUGCAGUGUGGCACCCUCAUGAAACAUCCAAGGUCAUCACGUGUGGUUGGGAUGGCCUCAUUAAGUUGUGGGAUUAAUGGGAUUAGUCCUUUCACUGUCUGGGAUCAUUUUUGAUCCAGUGUCAUAUUUAACUAUUUAAUUAUUAAAAUGUGUUGGAUGACAGCUUGAUUUAUAGGUAAUCUUUUCUUAUAUGGCCUUAUGAAGUUGGCCUGUUGUUUUUAAGAGCUCUGUAAAUUUGCCUCAGAUAAGUUCAAUAGCAGCUUCACUUUGUUCUUUAUAGAUGUUAUUUAUAUGGAAAAUGACAACUGAUUAUAUUUGACAAGUAGUUACUGUUGGCAGGCAGUUGCGUUUGUCCCUAUGAUGUCACUAAAAGGAUCAUUUUGUAGUCAAGAAAAAAAAUGCCUAUUGGAUAUGGGAUCCCAUGGGAAAUGAUGUAGCUAACAACUCAGAAAGGUACCAGACACUCAGCAACCCAACCCGUCCACCGGGACGGCAGGAACAAACGGACACUCAGCAACCCAACCUGUCCACCAGGACAGCAGGAGCAAACGGACACUCAGCAACCCGUCCACCAGGAUGGCAGGAGCAAACGGACACUCGGCAACCCAUCCACCAGGAUGGCAGGAGCAAACGGACACUCAGCAACCCGUCCACCAGGACGGCAGGAGCAAACGGACACUCAGCAACCCGUCCACCGGGACGGCAGGAACAAACAGACACUCAGCAACCCGUCCACCAGGACGGCAGGAACAAAGGCAGAACCACCUUUAAUUCCCGCUCAUUGAAUCAAGUUCUCUUCUUCUUCAAGUUCCAUUAUUUUUUAUGGCCUGUGUUGUUUAUUUUUACUUGUAAAUUAGUGACUUUCAUUGGCUGCUGCUUUCCUCUAACUAUGAAGCAAUGUAAAAUUAAAAGGCAGUCUGCAGUUCCUUUCUUGACUCUUCCUGAUCACCAGAGACAGGACUGUGUAGAAAGUGAGGUUGUCUCUGACGCUGGAGCCACGGCUUUGGAUGUUACGCGCAAUCACUGUCUGGAAGGCCCUCCGCACGCUCAGAAAUCAGGGUCUCAGGCUCACCUUCACCACUGGGAUGAGUGGUAAUGAGUUCCCGCUGGCCAGACUGAAGGCAGAGUCCAAAAUACCAUUGUAAUGUCUUUGAAGUCACAGUUUUGUCCUUAAAAUCACUCUGUUUUUGCUUGUGAAUAUAAACAGUGAAACUUUUGAAUGUUAGAAAAAUUUAAAUUUCUUUUCAGAUCUUUGAAAAACUAUUGGCACUAUAUAAGAAAAUGCCUGCCCCCCCCCCCCCCCGUUUGAUAGGCCGCCACAUGCCCAACAUCGCACUGCCUAGCCACUGCCGUUUCUGCGACUUCCAGGAAGGGUGGCACAUUGGAGGAAAGAAUUCACACAAAACCUUUCUGUCGUCCCAACCACUGUCUUAACAAAUGUGAGUCACUGGAGUGCAGUGAGACAGACUUCAGCAGCUGUAUUGCAUGUUAAUGAAUUAUCAUUUUGAAAUCUCAACUUCUCUUGCUGUGUUUUUGACUGUUUCUAAACAGAGUAACUGUACAUAAAAGUUUUCUCUUUUUUGAAAAGAUCCUAUUUUUGAAUAAAGCAUUCUUUUUAUAGAAAGUGCU